Molecule: messenger RNA, 2750 nt
Organism: Anolis carolinensis (green anole)
Lineage: Eukaryota; Metazoa; Chordata; Lepidosauria; Squamata; Anolidae
Gene: golm1
Product: golgi membrane protein 1
Exons: 10
Coding region: 343-1626 (427 amino acids)
Cellular component (GO): Golgi apparatus
Source: RefSeq, a predicted model, not a curated record
AGGCCCUUCUGCGUGUCCCUCCAUCCUCCACUCAACCUUCCUCCUCCUUCUCCUUGGGCCGCACUUCCUGCUGCGCUGCCCGCAGUGCCUCCUGCUGAGGCUUAGGCUGGGCUCUCUCCUCUCUCUCUCCUCAGCCAGUCAGAGCCUGAAAGAGGAGGAGAAGCCGAAGGAGAGGGCGGGGAAGGCGCCGGUUGACUGAGCGAACGAGCGAACGAGAGAGCGAGCGACCCUCAGAGGGAAGGCGGCCCCGUCCAUCCGCCCUCUCCUCACCUUCGUGGUGGGUGUGCUUCGGAGGAGCGGGGCCUGGCCGCGGCGCUGAGCAGAGAUUGUGGUCUUACGCAUAUGAUGGUGGGACUAGGGAACAGUCGUCGUGGGAUGAAGUCUCCACCUCUUCUGGUAGCAGCGCUAGUGGCCUGCAUAAUUGUUUUGGGAUUCAAUUACUGGAUUGCAAGUUCCCGAAGUGUUGAUUUACAGAAUCGUAUAAUGGAAUUAGAAAGCAGAGUCCGCAGGGCAGCAGCGGAAAGAGGUGCUGUGGAACUGAAAAAGAAUGAAUUCCAAGGGGAGCUACAGAAGCAGAGGGAGCAGAUAGACAAAAUCCAGUCUAUACAUAAUUUCCAAAUGGAAAGCACCAACAAAAUCCACAGAGAUGAGAAGGCAAUGCUACUGAAUAAUAUCACAGUAAGUGAUAGAUUGAUCCAGAAUCUUAAAGAACAACUGGAAGAUCUGCAACAGGAAUAUGGGAAGCUCCAAAUGGAUGUAUACAAGUUUCAGAAAAACCAGACUAAUCUUCAGAAAAAAUUUACAUAUGACAUGUCUCAGUGUAUUAGUCAGAUGAAAGAACUGAAGGAACAGUGUGAAGAAAGGAUAGCGGAAAUCUCAAGAAAAGGAAAUGAGGUGUCACAAGAAAAGGAGAAGAAAAACAUUUCAAAUGUAUCAGACAAAAAUGAUCAUGUGCCAAUGUUUCGACAGCCAGAGUUUCAGAAUCGUGAUUUAACAAAACAAGGAAAUGAACUUGAAGACAAACACCACAUUUCUGAGAAUUCUUUGAUAUUAGAAGCAUCAAAGCCAGCACUCACUGUAAAAAAUGUGCCGGAACUGGAUGAUCAUAGAGAAAAAGGAGGAACUAAUGAUGAUAUUACUACUGCCAAAGGGGAACUUGCGAAAGAGGACCAGGAUCAUCCACAAAUACCUGCAAAGCCCAGCUUAAAUAGUAAAGAGCUGUCCCCAGAACCAGGAAUGCAUCAAAACCCAUAUGAGACUGUAAGAGAUGUCAAUGGAGAAGAUGCAGUUGAAAGACAGACUGACAAGCUACCAGAAACAAUGAGCUAUCAAAAUAACAUUGAAGCCAAAGCAGACGAUGAAGAAAUUGAACGAGAGCAGCUCUUGAAUGAUGAUCUGCAGCAGGAUGACCAGGAGCCUAGUAAAGAUGGUGAAUUUAGAAUCCAAAGAGUAAACCAGGAUGCCAAAAGAAUGGACUACAACUUAGAUAUGAAUGAAGCAGAAUCUGAGACUGAUAAGCAGGCUGCUCUUGUUGACCAGCAAAAUAACUUAAUUGUUCCGAAUCAUGAGGAUCCCAAACUGCAAAACGACUUAUUUAAUCUUCAAGACCAUAAACAGAAACUGUGAAUGAGUUCAGUGUGUGACUCUUGCAGAAACGACUACUAUUGAACCAUCUGAUCAAAGCUUGAAAAGUUCAACUCAAGUUGAUGACUAUUUGUUUAUUUAAAACAAUUCUGACCUCUUUAAUGAACUUCUGACUUAACUAGGCCAUAGUACUGUUUCAGGAGGAAGAAUUCUGUCUUUAAGGCAAAUUAAAUUCUACUUGUUCUUCGGAUGCCUCAUCUAGUUUUCCUUCCUGAACUAGUGUGACAAAAAACUAGAUGCAAUUUGUCUUGCCACUGUCGUGAUGGAAGACUGUCGCUUUACAACUAUUCCCAGCCAGUCUCAUAUUUCAUCUCAUGUUUUUUGUGGGUUCCUGCUUUUAUAAACAAAUCAGAUUUAGAGAAUGACUUUAUUUUGUGUAGCAGUUUCCUUCAGAACAAACAUAUCUUAGAGCAUUCUAGGGCUGUUCUCUGUUAAAUGCCUUGCUUUGAGAUAAAUCAUAUUUAUUGUUGCGGGGCUUAAAUCAAAGUAAAUAUGCAGUAGAUUUUAUUAUAUUUAUAUAUCCUAUUCAGAUAAAAUGAUCUAUGUCUUAAAGAGCAGUACUGGAUAAGAACAGUAACUCCAAGUCAUGGCCUCCUGGAUUUCUGUAAAGCAGGUCAAUAACAAUAUAGAAUUUUCAUGUACAAUAAUUGCUGAUCCUAUGAAUAUGAUCUUGCCACCACUUACGAUAUACAUGGAAAAAGAACCUAUAAGGUCCUAUAGCAUUUCCUGCUCCUUAUCAAGUAUCUUAUUUAUGUGCAGAAUGAGUAGCUGUAAUAUUCUAUUGAAUUGAGGAAAGAUCAUGAUGCUAAACUGGAACCAACAAAAUGUCAUAGAAUGAGUGUGAUAUAAUAAAUAUUAUAACAAGUUUGUUCUCUAGGAGAGAUGUUUCAAGUAAUUAGUAUUUUUUUCAAAUUUAACAGAUUAAACACCUUUUUCCAUUCUGUAUGUAGAUCAUAUUGGCUUGAUUUUAAUUAUUUUAAUAAAACUGAAUCUAGUAUUCAUAAAAGGAAAACCUAUUAUAGGACCAAAGGUUAAUUAAUGUGUUUACUAAUCUGGUUUGUAGCAUCUUAUUUCCAAUAAAAUAUUACACAUAGCUUAAAAUAUCA